Molecule: messenger RNA, 2082 nt
Organism: Aptenodytes forsteri (emperor penguin)
Lineage: Eukaryota; Metazoa; Chordata; Aves; Sphenisciformes; Spheniscidae
Gene: MVP
Product: major vault protein
Exons: 14
Coding region: 1-2082 (693 amino acids)
Cellular component (GO): cytoplasm; nucleus
Source: RefSeq, a predicted model, not a curated record
AUGGAAGACCCUGUGAUCCGCAUACCCCCCUACCACUAUGUCCAUGUGCUGGACCUCAACAGCAAUGUCACUCGCGUGGAGGUUGGGCCCCACACCUACAUCCGGCAGGAUCACGAGAGGGUGAUGUUCGCCCCCAGGCGCAUGGUGAUGGUGCCCCCACGGCACUACUGCGUGGUGCUCAACCCUGUGGCCCGGAGCCCUACGGGGGCUGUGCUGGUCGAUGGAGCAGGGCAGGCCCGUCUGCGGCACGCUGACCUUGAUAUCCGCCUGGCCCAGGAGCCCUUCCCCCUAUACCCCGGCGAGGAGAUCCAGCAGGGCAUCACCCCACUGCAGGUGGUGCUGGCCGACACUGCUCUGCGCCUGCGGGCCCUGCUUGACUUCAAGGACGAGGAUGGGAACAAGUUUGUGGCAGGAGAUGAGUGGCUCUUCGAGGGUCCUGGUACCUACAUCCCCCGCAAGGAAGUGGAGGUGGCCGAGAUGCUGCAGGCCACUGUCAUUGGGCACAACCAGGCCAUCCGCCUGCGAGCACGCAAGGAGUGCCUCGACCGCUAUGGCACCCGCCGCGUCACAGGUGAGGAGUGGCUGAUGAAACAGGUGGGCGCCUACCUGCCCGGUGUCUACGAGGAGGUGGUUGACGUUGUGGAUGCCUACAUCCUCACUGACAAGAAAGCCCUGCACCUGCGGGCAACACGGACCUUUGAGGACGAGCAGGGCCGGGUGUGGCGCACAGGCGAGGAGUGGCUGGUAACCCAGGCACAGAGCGAGGCCUACAUCCCGGAGGUGUUCGAGGAGGUGGUAACCGAGGUGGUGGUGACAACGCUGGGCCCCCGGCAGUACUGCGUGGUGCUUGACCCUGUGGGGCCCAACGGGCAGCCCCAGCUGGGCCAGCAGCUUGUUGUCAAGGGGGAGAAGUCCUUCUUUUUGAAGCCGGGUGAGCGGCUCCAGGCUGGCAUCCAGGAUGUCUAUGUGCUCUCUGAGGAUGAGGGGCUGCUGCUCCAGGCACUCCAGACCAUCAAGGACACCAAUGAGGAGGGGACAGAGGUGACGCGGCGGGCAGGUGACCGCUGGCUGGCCCGGGGCCCCCUCGAGUACGUUCCACCAGCUGAGGUGGCCGUGCUGGAGCGACGCCAGGCCGUGGCCCUUGCUGACAAUGAGGGCAUCUACGUGCGUGACAUCCGCACUGGCAAGGUGCGGGUGGUGACGGGCCAGACCUACAUGCUGACAGAGGCCGAGGAGCUGUGGGAGAAGGAGCUGCCCCCUGGGGUAGAGGCAUUGCUGGCCGAAGCCCAUGGAGACACCCGUGGCAUGGACACCAGGGUCCACUCUUUCUCCAGCCCGGAUGUUGGGGUCCCCCAACGUGACCGCACCCGCGCCGUCACCUACCAGGUGCCCCACAAUGCCGCUGUGCAGGUCUACGACUACCGGGAGCGGCGGGCGCGGGUGGUGCUGGGCCCCGAGCUGGUGGUGCUAGGCCCCGGGGAGCAGCUGACAGUCCUGUCCCUCUCAGCGGGGCGCCCCAAGCGUCCGCAUGCCCGCCGCAGCCUCUGCCUCCGCCUCGGCCCCGACUUCUGUGCUGACAUCGUCACCAUCGAGACAUCCCGCGUGCGUGGCGCUGGGGCGGCCGUCACCUUUGAUGACUUCCACAAGAACUCCAAUCGUCUCAUCUGCUCAGCUGUGUUUGGCUUUGAUGAGGGUGGGCGGCUGCGGGAACAGCUCCGCUUUGCACCCAAUGGGCUGGUGGUGACGAGCGUCGACAUCCAGAGCGUGGAGCCCGUGGACCAGCGCACCCGUGAUGCCCUGCAGCGCAGUGUCCAGCUGGCCAUUGAGAUCGCCACCAACUCUCAGGAGGCUGCCGCCAGGCACGAGGCAGAGCGGCUGGCGCAGGAGGCCCGGGGACGCCUGGAGCGGAGGAGUGGCCAGCAUUGUGACCGCCCCCAGGUGAAGCUGCUGCAGGGCCUGGGGCUGCAGUCCACCCUCAUCACCGAUGGCACCGCCCCCCUCAACCUCUUUGCCACUGCCCGGGGGCUGCUGGGGCUGGCCCCUCCCCCAGAAGGCUCCACCCCCCAAGGCCCCACCCUCUGA